ACCCACAGACGGUGGAGCCGGGUGCCUGGGCGGGGCAGGAUCCAGCCCCCGCCCCCAGCGCAGUUCCUGAUUCUAUAAAGGGCGCCGGGCGGCCGGGCCGCAGCAGCCGAGGCCCGGAGACCCACCGCGGCCGCGCCAUGGGUCCCGCAGGCCGGGCGGCCGUCCCCGCGCUGUUCCCGCCGCUCCCGCUGCUCCUGCUGCUCCUGCCGCCCGCGGGCUCCGGCGCCCCGGCGCGCCCGCCGCCCCACGUCGUCUUCGUGCUGGCGGACGACCUGGGCUGGAACGACGUGGGCUUCCACGGCUCGCACAUCCGCACGCCCCACCUGGACGCGCUGGCGGCCGACGGGGUGCUCCUGGACAACUACUACACGCAGUCGCUGUGCUCGCCCUCCAGAAGCCAGCUGCUCACCGGCCGCCACCCGAUCCGCACAGGUUUACAGCACCUAGUUAUCCAGACCUGUCAGCCCACCUGCCUUCCCCUGGAUGAAAAACUCCUCCCCCAGCUCCUAAAGGAAGCAGGCUACACCACCCACAUGAUUGGGAAGUGGCACCAAGGACUGUUCCGGAAAGAGUGCCUUCCAACUCGCCGAGGGUUUGAUACCUACUUUGGGUACCUCACAGGUGCUGAAGAUUACUACUCCCAUGAAGCCUGGGUCACAAUCAAGGCUCUGAAUUUCUCACGACGUGCUCUUGAUUUUAGAGAUGAUGAAGAAAUUGCAACAGGUUAUGAAAAUGUGUAUUCAGCAAAUAUAUUUGCCAAGAAGGCUAUAGAACUCAUAACUAACCACCCACCUGAAAAGCCCCUCUUCCUCUACCUUGCUCUCCAGUCUGUCCACGACCCUCUUCAGGUGCCCGAGGAAUAUGUGAAGCCAUAUGAAUUUAUCCACGAUAGGAACAGGCGCCUCUUCGCAGGAAUGGUGUCCAUUAUGGAUGAAGCCGUGGGAAAUGUCACUGCAGCUUUAAAAAGCCGAGGGCUCUGGAACAACACAGUGUUCAUCUUCUCCACAGAUAAUGGAGGACAGACUUUGGCAGGGGGCAAUAACUGGCCCCUUCGAGGAAGAAAAGGAAGCGUGUGGGAAGGAAGUGUUCGAGGAGUGGGCUUUGUGUCAAGUCCCUUGCUGAAACGGAAGGGUGUGAAGAGCCGGGAGCUCAUGGACAUGUCUGACUGGCUGCCGACUCUCGUCAAGCUGGCCCGGGGAAGCACCAAUGGCACCAAGCCUCUGGAUGGCUUUGACAUGUGGAAAACCAUCAGUGAAGGAAGCCCAUCCCCCAGAGUGGAGUUGCUGCAUAACAUUGACCCAGACUUCAUUGAGUCCGCACCCUGUCCCGGUCCCAGCAUGGCCCCAGCAGAGGGCGGUCCUUCUAUUCCAGAAUCUUCUGUCUUCAACACAUCUAUCCAUGCUGCAAUAAGAUACGGAAACUGGAAACUCCUCACAGGAAACCCAGGCUGCGAUUACUGGUUCCCUCCACCUUCUCCAAGCAAUGCCUCUGCGAUCCCUUCACCCGACCCACCAGGCAAGACCCUGUGGCUCUUUGAUAUUGAUCAAGACCCAGAAGAACUGCACGACGUGUCAAGAAAACAUCCCCAGGUUGUCCAGCAUCUGCUCGCACGCCUGCAGUUCUACCACAAACAGUCCGUGCCAGCUAACUUUCCCGCUGAAGACCCUCGCUGUGACCCCAAGGAUGUUGGGGCUUGGGGCCCUUGGAUGUAGGAUUUCAGGAAACCCAGUGCUGGGGAGAGAAGGCUAGAAAAACCUUUCUGUUGCAAGCUGGACUUCGGGCCUUUACUGCUGUUGCACUGUCUCUCAUUUCCCCUCCCGUCUGGGUCUGCUUGUCCAUUCCCUUGCUUCUCAACCACACUGAGGUGUCUAGUUUCAACCCUCCCUGGCUCAUUCAAGAAGCUGAUAUAAUUGGAAACACUCCUGCUUGAGCUUGGGCUUGUGUCCAGAGGACAGGAUGGCUGAGUUCAUCUUUUCUCUCUGAGCUAUGGGACAGCUGGGAACUAAGCUUGACAAGGGAAGUUCUCCCUGAGCCCUGCAGCAGCUGGCCCCUUUAGUCUCCAGUGAGCAUCAAAUGGUCGUUUUCUUCCUCCCUGUGGCCAAGUUUUCUUUCUUUUUUUUUUAAUUUAAGAAAGGAGA
Messenger RNA from Erinaceus europaeus (western European hedgehog), 2138 nucleotides. RefSeq names its product arylsulfatase B (gene ARSB). The coding region runs from base 138 to 1712 and encodes 524 amino acids. Lineage: Eukaryota; Metazoa; Chordata; Mammalia; Eulipotyphla; Erinaceidae. The transcript is spliced from 8 exons. The record is from RefSeq and is a predicted model, not a curated record.